CCGACGGGUCCAACUGGAUCUCGUUCGGCUCUAUUUGUAAGGGCAUUCCAUCCUUUUCUAUUUGAGCAAGCCGCCGUUUUUUCGCCUCCCUAUAAAAAUUCGGCACCGUCGAAGAAGGUUAGGGAUCCGCCCUCUGCAUAAUCUUUCUCCGUUUGUUCUACGAGAUCGGACCUUGCUCUGCGAAAAAGUUGAUAUUUUUACUCGUGGCGGAUUCGCCUUCGCCAAGAUAUCUUUCCCAAUGGCGUGGUUUAGAGCGGUCUCAGGAGUCGCUAGGUCACUAGUCAGAAGAAACAUAGCUCGAUCACCGCAUCUGAUUUCGAGGGCCGGACAAGUGCCCCAUCCGCCAUCCCGGGGUUUCCGCACUGGUGCCCCACUGUGCAAGCCUGAGUCGACUGCCUCGACCCCUCUUCCUGUGCCGCUUUCCAGGAUGUCAGAUAGUUUUCUCGAUGGUACUAGUAGUGUCUACUUGGAGGAACUGCAGCGGGCCUGGGAAGCCGACCCCAGCAGCGUCGAUGAGUCGUGGGAUAAUUUUUUCAGGAACUUUGUAGGCCAAGCUGCCACCUCGCCGGGUAUCUCUGGCCAGACUAUCCAGGAGAGCAUGCGGCUGCUUCUGCUGGUCAGGGCCUACCAGGUCAAUGGCCACAUGAAGGCUAAAUUGGAUCCUUUGGGAUUGGAAGUGCGUGAAGUCCCUGAGGAUUUGGAUUUGGGUUUCUAUGGAUUCUCAGAGGCGGACUUGGAUAGGGAGUUCUUCCUCGGUGUCUGGAGGAUGGCUGGCUUCUUGUCGGAGAAUCGCCCUGUGCAGACCCUCCGUGAAAUCUUGAACAGGCUGGAGCAGGCAUAUUGUGGGAACAUUGGAUAUGAGUACAUGCACGUCCCUGAUAGGGAGAAGUGCAAUUGGUUGAGGGACAAAAUUGAGAUGAUGAAACCGCUGGAGUAUAGUCGAGAACGUCGUGAGGUCAUUCUUGAUCGACUCAUUUGGAGCACUGAAUUUGAGAACUUUCUGGCUACCAAGUGGACUGCUGCAAAGAGGUUUGGCCUUGAAGGUGGGGAAACCCUGAUUCCAGGGAUGAAGGAGAUGUUCGAUAGAGCAGCUGACAUGGGGGUGGAGAGUAUUGUUAUUGGGAUGUCUCAUAGAGGAAGGCUAAAUGUGUUGGGCAAUGUUGUGAGGAAGCCUUUGCGCCAGAUUUUCAGUGAAUUCAGUGGUGGCACAAAACCUGUGGAUGGGGAAGUAGGAUUGUACACUGGAACUGGUGAUGUAAAGUACCAUUUGGGUACUUCAUAUGAUAGGCCAACUAGAGGUGGAAAAAGGAUUCAUUUAUCCUUAGUUGCAAAUCCAAGUCAUUUGGAGGCUGUUGAUCCAGUUGUAGUUGGGAAGACACGAGCAAAACAAUACUACUCUAAUGACAUUGAUAGGACAAAGAACAUGGGUGUAUUGAUCCAUGGGGAUGGAAGUUUUGCGGGACAGGGUGUUGUUUAUGAGACUCUACAUCUUAGUGCACUCCCCAACUACACUACUGGUGGAACAAUUCACAUUGUAAUUAAUAAUCAGGUUGCAUUCACGACUGAUCCUAGGUCUGGAAGGUCUUCUCAGUACUGCACUGAUGCUGCCAAAGCCUUGAAUGCUCCUAUAUUUCAUGUAAAUGGAGACAAUAUGGAAGCAGUUGUUCAUGUUUGUGAACUUGCAGCUGAAUGGCGACAAACAUUCCAUUCUGAUGUAGUGGUUGAUAUUGUUUGCUACAGACGAUUUGGACAUAAUGAGAUCGAUGAACCUUCCUUCACACAACCUAAGAUGUAUCAGGUCAUUCGAAAUCAUCCAAGUGCCCUUGAAAUUUAUCAAAACAAACUUUUGGAAUCUGGACAAAUUGCUAAAGAGGAUAUUGAGAGAAUCCGCAACAAAGUUAAUAAUAUCUUGAACGAAGAGUUCAUAAACAGUAAAGACUAUCUUCCCAAGAAGAGGGAUUGGCUCUCAGCAUAUUGGACAGGAUUUAAGACUCCAGAGCAAAUUUCACGCAUUCGGAACACUGGAGUUAAACCUGAGAUUUUGAAAAGUGUUGGACAAGCCAUUUCAACUCUUCCAGAAAAUUUCAUGCCUCAUAGAGCGGUGAAAAAGAUUUUUGAGCAACGUGCUAAGAUGAUUGAAACUGGGGGAGGCAUUGACUGGGCAAUGGGAGAGGCACUUGCUUUUGCAACGCUUAUUGUUGAAGGAAAUCAUGUGAGGCUUAGUGGCCAGGAUGUCGAAAGAGGUACAUUUAGUCAUCGCCAUUCAGUUAUUCAUGAUCAACAAACAGGAGAGAAGUACUGCCCUUUGGAUCAUAUUCUGAUGAAUCAAAAUGAGGAGUUGUUCACUGUCAGCAAUAGUUCACUAUCAGAGUUUGCUGUUCUUGGAUUUGAAAUGGGAUACUCCAUGGAAAAUCCCAAUUCAUUGGUAUUGUGGGAAGCUCAGUUUGGUGAUUUUUCAAAUGGUGCUCAGGUAAUGUUUGACCAGUUUUUGAGCAGUGGAGAAUCCAAAUGGCUUCGUCAAAUUGGGCUAGUUGUUUUACUUCCCCAUGGUUAUGAUGGUCAAGGUCCAGAACAUUCCAGCUCACGACUGGAGCGCUUUCUCCAGAUGAGUGAUGAUAACCCUUAUGUCAUUCCUGAGAUGGAACCAACUCUCAGAAAACAGAUCCAGAAUUGUAAUUGGCAAGUUGUCAACGUUACAACCCCAGCAAAUUAUUUCCAUGUUUUGCGUCGUCAGAUUCAUAGGGAGUUCCGCAAGCCUCUGAUUGUGAUAGCUCCUAAGAACCUAUUACGGCACAAGGAUUGCAGAUCAGAUUUAUCCGAGUUUGAUGAUCUUGAAGGUCACCCAGGUUUCGAUAAGCAGGGCACACGUUUUAAGCGCCUGAUAAAGGACCAAAAUAAUCACAAGGAGGUUGAGGAGGGUGUCAACCGUCUCAUUUUGUGCUCUGGAAAGGUCUACUAUGAACUUGAUGAAGAAAGAAAGAAGUCAGACCGCAAGGACAUUGCUAUCUGUAGAGUUGAACAACUUUGCCCAUUCCCCUAUGACCUGAUCCAAAGAGAACUUAAGCGUUAUCCAAAUGCUGAAAUUGUUUGGUGUCAGGAAGAGCCAAUGAACAUGGGCGCAUACAGUUAUAUCAGUCCUCGGUUAUAUACUGCAAUGAAGGUAAUAAAUCGUGGUAACUUUGAAAACAUCAAAUAUGUAGGAAGAGCACCUUCUGCUGCAACAGCAACAGGUUUCUCCACUGUUCAUGUACAAGAGCAAACUGAGAUUAUGCAGAAAGCAAUGCAGCCUGAGCCGAUCAAUUAUCCUUGUUGAAAGCACUUUGAUUCACCUCACUUCACCUCACCUUUAGCAAAUAAGAUGUGCUUGCCUGAGUUUUUAUGAUGUGUUUCAGGUAAGGAGCUCAUGCUCAAGAGUGAUUAUUGAGCUUUCAAAAAGUUGAGUUUUUGUUUUUAUGUCAUUCCCUCAAGUAGUUGUGGAUGCUGAUUUAGUUCGGCAUUUGCUGAUAUUUUGUUUGUUUACCAAUACCCAGUCACUACUGGCAACUUAAUUUCUUACCUCAGAAAGGGCAGUGAUCUUGUUGUCUUCGCAUGGGGCAACUCUCAUUAUUGAGUGACAACCAUUUUGUUAUUAUUUUUUAA
Messenger RNA from Zingiber officinale, 3639 nucleotides. RefSeq names its product 2-oxoglutarate dehydrogenase, mitochondrial-like. Bases 239 to 3313 code for a protein of 1024 amino acids. Gene Ontology annotation, molecular function: thiamine pyrophosphate binding; oxoglutarate dehydrogenase (succinyl-transferring) activity. Gene Ontology annotation, biological process: tricarboxylic acid cycle. Gene Ontology annotation, cellular component: oxoglutarate dehydrogenase complex; mitochondrion. The record is from RefSeq and is a predicted model, not a curated record. NCBI's taxonomy places the organism in Eukaryota, Viridiplantae, Streptophyta, Magnoliopsida, Zingiberales, Zingiberaceae. The transcript has 9 exons.